AUGACCCAAAUAUCUUAUAAAGCCGAUGUAGAUGUCAUGGAGUUAGUGACAAGGGUUCUCAAACUUUAUAAAGAGAAAUCUCACAACCGAUUGGUAAUCUCUGUUGCAGGAGUGCCUGGAUCAGGAAAAACGACUUUCACAGCUGAAGUGGUGAGAAUUCUUAAUCAAACAAUUCCAACUUUAGUGUUACCACAGGAUGGUUUUCAUUACUAUAGGGGUGACUUGGCCAAGUUUGAAGAUCCCAAAAAGGCAUUGGAGAGAAGAGGAGCUCCUUUUACUUUUAAUGCCAAGGCAUUUGUGGGGGUGAUUUCAAAAUUAAAUGAUCCCUUAUGGGCCACUGUAGAUAUUCAUGCACCCUCAUUUGAUCACCGAUUAAAAGAUCCCGUGGAAAACGAUAUAAAGAUCUCACCAGAAGUUAAGAUUGUAUUCCUUGAAGGUAACUAUGUUUCUUUAAAGGAUCCAAUAUGGACUGACAUCAGUUCAUUUUGCGAUGAAACUUGGUUCGUAGCUACGGAAUGGGAUAUAGUACUCGGAAGGAUAAUUAGAAGACAUUUGGAAGCUGGUAUAGCCGCUACUGAAGAAGAGGCAAAGUUCAGGGCACAGGGAAGCGAUCAGAUGAACGCUGAGUACAUUAUUGCAAAUUCAAAGCCAACUACUGUACUCAUAACAAAUAAUAAAUAA
Molecule: messenger RNA, 681 nt
Organism: [Candida] anglica
Lineage: Eukaryota; Fungi; Ascomycota; Pichiomycetes; Serinales; Debaryomycetaceae
Source: the annotation of a GenBank genome assembly